Molecule: messenger RNA, 1233 nt
Organism: Arabis nemorensis
Lineage: Eukaryota; Viridiplantae; Streptophyta; Magnoliopsida; Brassicales; Brassicaceae
Source: the annotation of a GenBank genome assembly
AUGGCAACUAUUCCAAUGGAUAUCGUCAACGAUUUAUUCCUCCGUUUACCAGCAAAGAGCUUGGUUCGAUUUCGUGCUCUCUCAAAGCCAUCUUGUCUUCUAAUCGAUAGUCCUGAUUUCAUCGCAUCUCAUCUCGAUCGUGUUCUUCAAACAAACGAUCACCUCAUGAUUCUUCUCAGAGGCGCUCUUCAUCUUUACACGGUGGAUCUCGAUUCACUCGAUACUGUUUCCGAUGUCGAACAUCCGAUGAAACGUGGUGGUCCGACUGAAGUAUUCGGAUCCUGUAAUGGGUUAAUCGGAUUAUCGAAUUCUCCGACUGAUUUAGCCAUUUUCAAUCCAUCUACUCGACAAAUCCAUCGAUUACCUCAAUCGACUAUCGAUCUACCCGAUGGUUCGACGACUCGUGGGUACGUGUUUUACGGGUUAGGUUACGAUUCUGUGAACGAUGAUUAUAAAGUUGUGAGGAUGGUUCAGUUUAAACGUGAUUCAGAUGAUGAACUUGGUUGUAGUUUCCCUUAUGAGGUUAAAGUUUUUAGCUUGAAGAUGAAUUCAUGGAAGAGAAUCGUAUCGGUUUCGCCUUCGAUUCAGCUAUUGUUCUACUUCUAUUACCAUUUGUUAUAUCGUCGUGGUUAUGGUGUUCUUGCUGGUAAUAGUCUUCAUUGGGUUUUACCUCGAAGACCUGGUUUGAUUGCGUUUAAUAUCAUUGUGAGGUUUGAUCUCGCCAUAGAGGAAUUCGAUAUUGUUCGGUUUCCAGAAGCUGUUGUGAAUGGUGAUGUCGAUAUUCAGAUGGAUAUAGGUGUUUUAGAUGGAUGUCUUUGUUUGAUGUGUAACUACGAUCAGAAAUAUGUUGAUGUUUGGAUGAUGAAAGAGUACAAUGUGAGAGAUUCUUGGACUAAAGUUUUUACGGUUCAGAAACCGAAAAGCGUUAAAUCGUUUGCGUAUAUGAGACCUUUGGUUUAUUCCAAGGACCGGAACAAGGUUCUUCUUGAGAUAAACAAUACGAAGCUAGUGUGGCUUGAUAUAGAGAGUAAGAAGCUUAGUACUCUUAGAAUUAAAGAUUGCCCUAGCUCGUAUAGUGCGGAGCUCGUUGUGAGUAGCCUUGUUUUGGGAUGUAAAGGAGAUUUUAAUAACAUUAAACACCGGAAUGAACAACGAGCUAAAGAAGCUAGAGAAGCCAAAAUGAUGCAGAACAGUAAAAAAAGGUGGUUUUUUAUUGUUCUUGUCAAAAUAUGA